Molecule: messenger RNA, 807 nt
Organism: Solanum tuberosum (potato)
Lineage: Eukaryota; Viridiplantae; Streptophyta; Magnoliopsida; Solanales; Solanaceae
Product: F-box/LRR-repeat protein 25-like
Exons: 1
Coding region: 1-807 (268 amino acids)
Molecular function (GO): protein binding
Source: RefSeq, a predicted model, not a curated record
AUGGCGAAAAGAGUUUGUAGAGAGGACAGAAUAUCAGAAUUACCUGUGCAUAUUAUUCAUCAAAUGUUAUGCCGCACUAACCUCGAAGUGAAAGAGGCGGCCAGAAGUUGUAUCUUGUCCAAGAGAUGGUACUAUUGUUGGUCUUCUAGACCUAAUCUCAUAUUCCAUCAAUUUCAAGGCAAAAUAUAUAUGCCCCUCGAAAACUAUGUCAAGUUGGUUGAUCAAUCCCUGCAAUCCCAUGUCGAACAAAACUUACAUCUUGAACAAUUUAUCCUUGUGUAUCAAGAUCGAGAAUUGGAUUCUCACUUGGAUCAUUGGAUUGAAUUGGCAGUUAAACUUAACGUCAGAGUGCUGGAGAUUUAUGCUUCCUUUUUAAGAUCAUAUAGCUUACCUGAUGUUAUUUAUGAUGCUAAAAAGCUGAAAACAUUGUCGUUACGCAGGUGCAAGUUUGAAUUUGAUAUUAGCACCACUAACAUAAGAUUUAGUUGUCUUGAGGAUCUUUAUUUGUAUUAUGUUCAUAUUUCUGAUGCCCAAUUGCAAAGAAUUAUCCAUAGAUCCCCGUUCAUCAGGACUCUAACCCUAUUUGCGUGCAGAGGAAUAAACAAAUUGCAAGUUUGUUGCCCAGUACAUCUGGAGAAUUUGAUUGUUGUAUGCUGCGAAUUCGAUAGUGUGAUACUCCAAGCCCCGAAUCUUAAAUACUUUGAAUAUGACGAGCAUACUGAUUGUCCUUGCAAAAUUGCUGUUUUGGAUGGUUACAAUACUUUACAAACACUCAAGCUCACCGGUGCCAGCAUCACAGACCAAUAG